AUGCCACCAGAGAGGUUGUUCGAGAACAAGGCUCCCAAGGCUUGUCGUCACUGUCGUCUCCACAAGCGGAGAUGCGACAAGAAAUUGCCCAGUUGCUCGACAUGCUCCUCUAAAUGGAACAGAUGCGAGUAUGACGACAACAGCCCGAUCGAGACGGUAGAGCCAGAGACGGAGCUCAAGUGGAGCGAGCCCCUUGCCGUCAGUCGCUUCUUGUGCGGCCUCGAGCUGACUUCCGCGGGCGAGAAGCAGCUCUUGUGGACUGCAUGUCAGACUGAAGGAAUACCAUGGGGCCCUGAGUUUAAUUCCAGAACUCUGAUGGGACUCGUCAAGGACAUCUUCUCCUAUGGCGGAACUACCACCGAGCAGGUUGCGGCUGAGUACUUUGCCAAAGUCCACGAAUGGAUACCCAUUGUAAACGAAGCAUGGAUUACGGCCGAGCUGAAGAGCAUAUCUCUGCAAGGCUAUGCGCGACCUAGAGACGACGCCUUGGCAUUGCUGCUCCUAUGCAUGGGCAUGGUGAACCACCACUGCCGCCAUCCGAAUCAUAGCCCCCACAGCACGCUCUACCGGACAACGAGGCGGCUGUUCACUCUCGUCGACACGGCGAAUGCCUCCCACCUACUCGCGAAACUACAGGCUGGUCUGCUGUUGACGACGUAUGAGUGUGGGCAUGGGAUGGCCGUCGAAGCCAGUUCGACCUUGGCAACAGCCAUUGUCCUCUCUUGUCCGAACGGCGAAGUUGCCCUGCUCAUUCCGACCAGAGGGCUUCUGCCGGAAGAUGUCAUUCCCUUCGUGACCCAAGUCGAGUAUGCCGUAAUGAACACGGAGACCAAGUUUCAGGCGAGAGUAUACGCAGCGCUCUGCAUCGGCGAAGCUAUAACGGCUGGCCAUGACGAUCCCGAUGCUUCAGCCUGCGCGGCAGUGGAAAAACUCCUCCACCAUCUCGUUCGUCAGCAUGCGGAAACUACUGACAACAAGGACAUUUACCCCGUGUGCGAAGGCAUGGCCAUGGCUUUGAGUGCUGUCGUGUCACUUUAUAAGGAGAGAAUCAGGAAAUUCAGGUCUACUGCUGAUGCGAAGCUCGACAUCGACAUCAAGUUCGCCUAUAACAUAGCGUUCGAGAUGUGCCGAGUCGAAGGCGCCCUCAUCAAGAAGAGGAAGGGCUCGCACGCCCAUAGGUUGUGCUUUUCCGGGCUGGGCUGCCUCUAUCGUGCGGCAGUAGACCUGGACGAGAUCUGCCCCAACGGGUCCGCGCCCGAAGACUUUAAGCAGCUGCGAGAGAACCUCAAGUGGUUCUCGCGUCAUUGGUCUGUCGGCGAGCGGUUGCUAUGGCGAAGCACUUGCAACUGGCGGGAGAGGGUCCUCCCUCCGCCUUUCUAG
Molecule: messenger RNA, 1380 nt
Organism: Trichoderma citrinoviride
Lineage: Eukaryota; Fungi; Ascomycota; Sordariomycetes; Hypocreales; Hypocreaceae
Exons: 5
Coding region: 1-1380 (459 amino acids)
Biological process (GO): regulation of DNA-templated transcription
Cellular component (GO): nucleus
Molecular function (GO): DNA-binding transcription factor activity, RNA polymerase II-specific; zinc ion binding
Source: RefSeq, a predicted model, not a curated record